GUCACGAGGAAUUCUAGUCGACUUGGAAAAAAAAAAAAAAAUCAGGUCAUGUGAAUGGUUUCAUUUCGCUGUGGUUGAAUUCACGAAAGAUUAGAGCGGAUUUGAAGCGUCUUCGGUCACUAAAACGCCCCCGUAUUUGGGGGCAAAUUGGAGUCGUUUGUACCCCUUACAUACAGUGUGUGUACAAAGCAUUAAACAUUGAAGGUAAAAAAAAAAUCAACCCUUACUGUGCAGAGAGACAAUUCAAUUCUAAACCGGUGCUUUGUGGGAUUCGCAGUACAAGUUCCACUGCCGAAAGAAGUUCCCAUCCGUUGUUGGUUCCCGCAAACGUGCGCCGAGUUGUGAUAUUCCCGAUGGUCCCUGAAGGCAGCCGCGGAGGAAGAAGGAAGCCUGGAAACGCUGUGACAAAGCUAACGUUGUCCGUGUAGCGCUAAGCCCUGUGAACGCAUCAGCUUUGUCAACAUGCACUCAAAUGUUUGUCUUAGCGGGCUGCCGUCUAAUCUUUACCUCGCAGCCUCCUCAAAAGCGUGUUAGCAAAUUUACAAUGCAAUGUUUUAACGAGCCGAGCUAGCCAAGCUGGCAUACGUUUUUCUCGUCGUAGCCGCAACCAGUUGACCAGCUAACCAGAACGAGUUGUUGUUAGCUUAAGCUAGCUUGGUGAAUAUGGCGAUUGUGUCUGGCUCCUGUGCCAGGGUGAACGGGUCUAGAAAUGGGCCCUCUGUGUCAGCUACACCUUCUGCAUCCGUCGGGCAGUCUCAGCCCAUGAUAGCGGUGUGGGAAUGGCAGGAUGACCUGGGCUAUUGGCGGCCUUACAGCGGCCAAGUGAGCGCCUACAUCGAGCGGUGUCUGUCACCGCGGGGCCAGAGAGGAGGAGGAGGACCCGGCUCAACGAGCAUAUGCCUCGGACAAUCAGACCCCAGCCUGUCGCCUUAUCUCAUCGACAUACCGAGCUUGAAACAGUUUCGGCAGGACACGGGAAAGACACGGUCAGUGCGUCGGUCCCUGUUUGCCCAGUCCUCAGGCCUCGGCAGUGGUGUUUACUGGGAAUGGGUCAAUGACGAAGGAGGAUGGACUCCAUACGAGACUCGAACCUCUAUACUUUUGGAGCACAGCUAUCAGGCCCGCCAAGGCACUGCAGAUUUGGGCCCUCAUGGAUACAAUUACAUAGUAGAUCUCACAUCUCUAGCCCAAGUGAACAAAGCCACAGGCUUCAGACGGCAGGUGCGACGCCAGUGUAACCUCCCAUACCCACUGGCCUCCUCUGGCCCCCCGGCCAUACCCUCCGGACCCGCUUGCUCCUGCCAGCAGUGUUUGAGCCACAGCAGCACAGGACCCAUGCCCAGCCGUUCACGACAUUCCUUUUCAUCGGGGAGUCUGAACCGGCCCAGCCUCCAAGGGACAGGGAGGGCUGCAGCGGCCCACCCCACGUCUGUCUACUCGCCGUACCCUAGGAGACCCCUCUCUGUUGGGGGAAUGUCUUGGGGUAGCCCCUGGCCUCCACCACCCUCUGGUAGUCAACUGUCUGCACCGCUUCUGACCAGCUCUACCAGUGCAAACGGGCUAAGUGUUCCCUCCAUCUCUGUGCCACUGAAUGGAUCAACCAGCGUGAGCUCUGCCCUGGCAGGCAUGGCCUCCAUUUUGAUGUCAGCAGUGGGACUCGGCGUGCACUUCACCACUGCCCCCCUCCCUCAGCAGCAGCAGCAGCAGCAGCAGCAGCUACAGCUACAGCAGCAGCUACAGCAGCAGCCGCAGCAGCAACCUGCUCCUUUCUCUCUUCCUCCUCCUCUCCUCCCCCCAGCCAGCAGGCCCAGCAAGCCCCACAGCAGCAGCAGCAGCAGCAGCAGCAGCAGCAGUUCAGUUAGGAGAGCAAAGAGGCAGCACAGGAGAGCCUCAGCUCAGAGACCUGAGGAGGUGAUUCAGCGCUACAUGGAGGUGGUGGGUGGAGUGCCGGAUGAGGACUGCAUUAUCUGCAUGGAUCAACUGUCCAAUCCAUCCGGCUACGAGACACUGUCCACAGAGGAGGGAGGCCAGAGCAUCCCGCCAGACACUGUGGGGAAAUUCAUCAAAUGUGGACACACCCUGCAUAUGCUCUGCAUGCUGGCCAUGUAUAACAACGGAACAAAGGACGGCAGCCUGCAGUGCCCCUCGUGUAAGACAAUCUACGGAGAGAAGACCGGCACCCAGCCCAAAGGCAAGAUGGAAAUUUACAGCAUCGCCCAGUCGCUGCCAGGCCACCCAGACUGUGGCACCAUCCAGAUUAUCUACAGCAUACCUCCUGGCAUGCAGGGCCCGGAGCAUCCCAACCCAGGACAGCCAUACACCUGUAGAGGCUUCCCUCGCUUCUGUUUUCUACCAGACAACGACAAGGGCAGGAAGGUGCUGGAGCUGCUGAAGGUGGCGUGGAUGCGCCGCCUCAUCUUCACCGUGGGUACGUCCAGCACCACCGGAGAGCCCGACACCGUGGUGUGGAAUGGCAUCCACCACAAAACGGAGAUGAUGUCCAACUUGUCGGGCCACGGCUACCCCGACCCCAACUAUCUGGACAAUGUUCUUUCUGAGCUGGCCUCUCAGGGCGUGACAGAGGACUGCCUCAAGCCCCCAGGCGGCGGCAGCGGCGGCAGCAGCUAGGUCACAGCACCCAGCUUCACACACUUCCACUCACUGCUGACCGCUGAGCUAACCCUUCAGAAUCCACCUCUGUGGCCCAGGUGGACCUCCUUCCAUCACUGUCUGUUGUUUUAGUGUAAGUCGGCGUCCGCCCAGAUCUCAUUGAGUGAGCUAAGGGGGGGAGUGAGCUGAAUAAAGGUCUCGGAGCUUCUCUGGAAGGGUGCAGUGGAGCGCUCGCUCAGAAUGGUUAACGCACCACUACAUUCCCUCUCAUCACAUAUUCCAGGAGACUGAUCUCAGAGAAGAACGGGGCUCCUCUUACUCUGAGCAUCUUUUAACAGACCUCCACAAACUGGAGAUUGUGUUUUUUUUUUUUGUUUGUUUUUUUGUUUCUUCCAUAAAGCCUCAUCUGUAUCCCCUUGUCCAGUUACCAUGGGAAUGGCAGCUUACACCGGGGAUAAAAAUCUCAUUAAGCACUUUAGUUGUGACAGUGCAUUUAGCUGGUGUGUGUGAUUUCCCAGUAAAGGGCAGUUAACUUGUUGCAAAUUGGGAAGUUAUGCAAUUAAAGCGUACCUUAGUAGCAAAGUGAGUAUAUAUUAACCUAUUUGAUGAGAAGGGGCAAUACUUUACCGUUGUACAUAAAGAAAAAAAAUUAAAAAAAAAUGAAUGAAUGAAACAAAAUUAUGUAAAAAAAAAAAAAAUUAAACAGGUUGUGUCCACAAAUGCCAGUUGAGGAGGAUAAAGUUGUAUAUUUUUUAUCAUUUAACACUACUUCCAAUUUGACCAUGUGUUUCUAUAUUUUAUUCCCUUAACUAAUUUGAUAGGCAGAUGUCUAAUGCACUCACAUGGUGAUUAUUCAUGUUUUGAAUUUGCAGUCACCGUGCCUGCGGACGUUCUGCAGGCAUUGUGUUUUGUCACUUAAUAUGUCACGGUUUGUGUUUGCCAUGUUUGUUAGAAGGGACAAGGUUACGUGGUUAUACAGCUUGACGACCUCAAUCCUUUUGCCCAAAAACAGAUGGGACGGAUCGCUGAGAUUGGAGGGGGAGAAAAGAGAGGGGGAAAAAAAAAAGAAAAAGCUCUGGUUAAGAAAAUUUUACAGUGUGACAAUCAAGGUCAUCGAACUCGUCUUGAUUAAACAAGACACGUGAAGCCGUGGCGAGCAUGUUGAUGGUCCCACCGGCUGCAAACUCACCUCCUGCAUUCACAUGCAUUAUUCUGCUCACAAUACUGCAGUACAGUCGCUGGACUGAGUUUUGACAUGUAUACAGGCAAAACUGAAAAAAAAACAAAAAAGUCUCUGCAAUAAAGAAAUAAGGCAAAACGAA
Messenger RNA from Xiphias gladius (swordfish), 3932 nucleotides. RefSeq names its product deltex 2, E3 ubiquitin ligase (gene dtx2). Lineage: Eukaryota; Metazoa; Chordata; Actinopteri; Istiophoriformes; Xiphiidae. Bases 664 to 2628 code for a protein of 654 amino acids. The transcript has 9 exons. Gene Ontology annotation, molecular function: ubiquitin protein ligase activity; zinc ion binding. Gene Ontology annotation, cellular component: nucleoplasm. The record is from RefSeq and is a predicted model, not a curated record. Gene Ontology annotation, biological process: protein ubiquitination; Notch signaling pathway.